Messenger RNA from Mus musculus (house mouse), 3524 nucleotides. It is a transcript of the gene Tmem198b, whose product is annotated as transmembrane protein 198b. The coding region runs from base 1413 to 2465 and encodes 350 amino acids. The record is from RefSeq and is a predicted model, not a curated record. Lineage: Eukaryota; Metazoa; Chordata; Mammalia; Rodentia; Muridae. The transcript is spliced from 6 exons. Gene Ontology annotation, cellular component: membrane.
CUCCACGCAGGUCCCGCCGUAAGCGAGCUGAAGCCUGCGAACUGUACUCCUCGUCGUCGCUGCUGAAACGGAGAUGAAGGGCGGCUGCCGAAGCACACACCGUCUUUGGCGUGCAGACAGACACCCAGGGCACGCAGAGGAGCCAGCGACCCUGCUCGCCCAGACCCUUCCCUGUCGGCUGUCCAGCCAAGAGGUUGCGGAGAAGUGUGUGUCCCGGACUAGCUAGCCCCCUAAAGAGACGCGACACUUCUCCUGGACCCAACUGGCGAGCUUCCACGCCGCCGAUCCGCCCCCUGUGAACGCGGCGUAAGGGCCGGGCCAGGGAAUGCGGCUAGGGGUACCUGGUUCCACGGAGCUCAGAACCUAGUCCAGCGUAACAGAACCCCGCACUCAUCUGCGUGCUGCUUUGCAUCUCAUUUACAUAGUAAGCUUUGGGUCGAAGCCAGCACGCUCCCCAACCCCUACGCAGACCCUGAUGGAACCUCUCGUCUGCACUCCUUUAAAGCCUUACAGUUCUGCCAGUGUCCCUGCCAGGCCCGUCUUGCUCCACAAGUUUUUUUUUCCACCCAUGAACACCCCCACCCAGCACUAGUUAAAAACCCUUCUCCGGCUCCCGACCACCCGGUUCCCCAGAAGACAAUACUCCAAUUCUCUGGGAAGUGGAAGAAACCAAGUUGGACCAGCGGGUGCUUUGGGACCCUAUUUGGGCUUUGAAAACGUUAAGUUGCGAUUGAGAAGAGCCCCGGGAGGUCUCCAGUCCUUCAGCCUCAGUACCCUAAAGACGGCAGAAGGAAAGUGCAUCCGCACCACCCUACUCCCGCAAUGCCAACCUCUCAUCGUCAGUGAUCCUUCAGGAUCAGCAUCAAAUCCCAUUGGCAGCCCAGGCGUGCCUGGAUGAGAGGGUGGGUGGAACAAUUCCCGUGUGAGUCUGAGGCUAGUAGCAAGUGGAUACCAAGAUGUGAGGAGAUUAUCUGUGGGCAAGGCGCCUGCUUACUCCAUGUAGGGCGAUGGGAUUUGGACUGGCUGUAUUCGGCUUUCCCCAACCACUCCAUCUCGGCAUGAAGCCAAGACUUCAAAAUCCGGACAGAGGCUGACUGGGUGACUCUUUAAGUCCUUAUUUGAAACUUUUAAAUGUCUGUUCCCUUUCUUCCUUGGGGGUUGCAUUUAGCUUACAGGUUUUGGGCUCCGACUUUCAGGAGUUUAGAGAGCAACUCCAGGCCUGGGGAGCCGAUGGCCACCCCCGUGCCUAGGACCUCUGGGAGCUGGAUGAAGCUGGAGGUCUAAGGAAGCAAUCCCACCCCUUUGCUCUCCUCAGCCCUUCAGGGUGGUUUACCAGCCCCUGCCAGUUAGCUAUGGAUGGAUGAAAGGAGAUUUCUCUAACCUUCCAUUCUGUGACCACCUUCUCUUCUACCAUGGAAAAAGCCUCAUUGCCUCUGACUAUAACAUCUCACCCAAGGCCCUUUAACCAACAACUCCCAGAGCCCCCAGCCCCGAGAUGUGUCUUGGAACCCCAGGACAGCCUCGACUUGGCCCCUGCCCUUGUGUGUGCCCUUUGCUGCUGCUUCGGAAUCAUCUACUGCUGCUUUGGCUACCGCUGCUUCAAGGCAGUGAUGUUUCUCUCGGGUCUGCUGUCAGGAGCCCUGGUGAUCUUCCUCCUGUGCCAUAAAGAGCGGGUGCUAGAGACACAGCUGAGCCUGGAGGUGAGCGCAGGCAUAGCACUGGGCAUCGGACUCCUCUGCGGCCUGGUCACCAUGCUGGUCCGCAGUGUCGGGCUCUUUCUGACCGGUCUCCUGCUAGGUCUGACCCUGGGUGUUGGAACCUUAUUGGGUACUGAACCCAUCUACCAGCCGCAUUCAGCCUGGGUGCCGGUCGGCGGACUGAUGGGGCUGGCACUGCUGGGAGCCCUGCUCACACUUCGGUGGCCACGUCCAUUCACAGUCCUGGGCACAGCACUGCUAGGUGCUGCGGUGCUGGUGGCCUGUGCUGACUACUUCCUGGAAGGACUGGCACUGGGCACUAGACUGGGUGAACGCCUGCAGGCACUUCCAGAGUUGCUUCCUCUCUGCUGGUAUAGCUGGGUCUUGCUGGGAACCUGGCCAGUCUUGGGGGCUCUUGGGACACUGGCCCAGUGGAAACUCAUGGCUGAGGAACGUGGGAGCCGCACCAAUGUGAUCUUGAGCCACCAGCAAAGGCAUCUCCAGCUCCUUCGGAUCCAUCAGCAGCAAGAGGCUAAGAGGCAUCGGAACUCUUCUGGGACAGGACUGUGUGGAGGCAGCUAUCGGAACCAGCUUACCCCCAAUAUCCGGAGCCCUGCUCACAGUCCAGCUCCAAGUUAUCUCCAGAGUCUUCGAGAGUAUGAGCUGGUACCAGGCACCCAGGCCCCAGGCACCCACACUAUCCUGGACCUGGAUUCUGAUUGCAGCUCCACUGGCCUGCUUACCACACCUCACUCUGACCAGACCUGAGCCUAACCUCCAGUGACACUGAUACCCCUGGUGGGGGCAGGAGAUUGCUAAGUGGAUAGGGCCUGAGCCCAUAGGACCCAUACAGAUUUCCCUACCUCUUAGACUUGGGAAUAGGUUCUGUGCCCAGACCAACCCUUUUAGAGACAGGCAGAGAAAAUUCUUAUAAAGAUGGGGGGGAGGGGGUGGAAGACAAAGUACAAGCACCUACCUCUGUCCAGUAGUAGAGGUGCCCUGGUCCCUAGAGACACUGACUCUGAAACAAGGAGGUAUGCCCAAAAUAGUUUUUUAUUAAUUUCUGUAAUGCUGAGGUGGAACCCAGAGCAUUGCCCAUAUUAGACAAGUGUUCUGAACUACAACCCAUUCCCAAAAACCUGUUUUGUUUGGGUUUUGUUUUUUGGUUUGUUUUUGGUUUUGUUUGGUUAGAUUGGGGUUUUGGUCUCUCAAGACAGGGCUUCUUUGUGUAGCCCUGGCUGUCCUGCAACUCACUUUGUAGCCCAGGCUGGCCUUGAACUCACAGGGAUCUGCUUGCCUGUGCCUCCCCAGUACCGGGACUAAAGGCAUGCACCACCAUACCCAGUGAUAGUUUUUUGGCAGGAGGAAUGGCACAGAAGUUCCCCGGCUCCUUACUCGGGGGUGAUUGGGCUUCUGGUUGGCCUUUCUUCCUGGACCCUACACUCGUGAAUCCUGCUACCUCUGCGGGGGGCUCCAUCUUCCAUGCUGCUUUCCCCCUCUCCUCAGUGGAGGAGGACCACAGCAUCUGCCUCAGCUCCCCUCUCUCCAAAAGCUGGCUCCUUGACCUUUUUCUCAGAGGAGCCUGGUCUUUGGGGCUGCACUGUAGCCAAGUGCCUUCUGUCUUUUAAAGUAGCUUUCCUCCUAAACCAGAAUUCGGGCCCAGCUACUGACCAUUCUAACUCUCCCUCCUCUGAUUCUCCUGACCAAGAUCUAUUUCCUGGUUUCCCAGACAUAGUAAAGAAAAUAUAUCUUUCCCCUGAGCAGCAGAUCUGUAAUAAGAGGGAGGAAGAACAAGGAAUUUGGGAAUAAAAUGGCAUUGAAAAUUCA